Molecule: messenger RNA, 1008 nt
Organism: Diutina rugosa
Lineage: Eukaryota; Fungi; Ascomycota; Pichiomycetes; Serinales; Debaryomycetaceae
Gene: FUS1
Product: Fus1p
Exons: 1
Coding region: 1-1008 (335 amino acids)
Molecular function (GO): protein binding
Source: RefSeq, a predicted model, not a curated record
AUGACCGUUACCCAAACCACCACUGUCACUCUUGAGUCUCCGACAACAUUGAUGUCUGUGACCAGUGCUGUAACCAGUAGCAGUGCCCAAACACUGCUGUUGUCGACUGUGGAUAUCCCCAUUGACUUUGGGACAAGCGAGCCGAACUCGUCAUUAAUUACUGGUCUUUGUAUUGGUCUACCGGUGGCAGUGAUUGUGAUUUUGUUGCUUGUAAUCGUCGUCCACGCAUACAGGGAAGAAUGGCUGCUCCAGCAAACUAUCAAGUCAUGGUUCCAGCGCGAUAAAGUCGAAGACAAUCCGCCUAAACUGGUAUAUCUUCCCUCAUAUUGCGAUGGAGGCGUUCCGCUGAAAAACCAAACACAACUGUCGCUCAAGCUUCCCAUGGGGGAUCCCUUUACCGACACUGUUGCUUUACCCUCACCAGUGGUGAUCAAGCAAAGCCCUGCUAAGAUUACGACGUUGACGAGAGUUAAAGAUCGAUUGUCUCGCUUAGUCCAUAUUCAAGACUUUAGUGACCUUCAGUCGGGCUCGACGAAUGGAGCUCUUAUGCAAGCCUCUGGAGGGGUUCCAUCAAGAAAUCCACAAAUCGAAACUUCGUCUUUAACAACUUCGCAAGUACUGAACCACCUCCCAGCGAAACCAGAUGUAAAUGUGUUUUCGCCACCUCCGAAACUCAAUAUCAACACAUCUGAAAGCUCUAACCUUGACAGCGAGGCUACACGAUACCCAUCUUCGAUCAUCAGAGACUACAUCAAACCACGCGACUCUUCUCAAGCGUGGGACCGUGACGUUCACCUUCAUGAGUUUGUGGUUAUCCGCAACUACACUCGAAGACUAGGAGACGAGUUGACCCUUCGCAUUGGUGACCGAGUCGCCGUACACACUGACUUCCCUGAUGGCUGGUCGGAGGUAUCGAUUACAAAGUAUGCUGCCGAGCUGACUGCUUCUGACAGAAAGAACGAUCGUGAUCGCGGUGUUGUCCCAACUAUUUGCAUACACAAGAUCUAA